Molecule: messenger RNA, 561 nt
Organism: Arabis nemorensis
Lineage: Eukaryota; Viridiplantae; Streptophyta; Magnoliopsida; Brassicales; Brassicaceae
Source: the annotation of a GenBank genome assembly
AUGUUCGUGGAGAGGCGUAUGAUUCUUCAAAAGAGUCGCCGGAAAAUCCUUGCUUCUUACUUCUGCAACUGCAGCGACCGACCGAGACUCCUCCCCGGGUCACGGUUGGAAGGAGAUGAAGAAAUCGUUUAUCUCCACCGCAACCCCUCACGACAAGUGAUGACUUGCGACGGUUUGGUCUGCCUCCCCGACCAAGAUUGUGUCAGCGUUUUAAACCCAUCCACCGGACAACUCGUGCGAUUACCUUACGGAGCAGGGUCGGAUUUCAUUCUGGAAAAAUGGGUCAUGGGAUUUGGUAGAGACAAAGUUACUGGUAGUUAUAAAGUAGUGAAGAUGUGUGUUGCACCUAUGAAUGGAGAAUGUGAUCUUCUUGAUGAAGAAACUGAAGCUACCUCCUUAUGUGGUCAGUGCUCUAUUUCACUCGGUGUGUGUGAAUGGGUCGAUUUACUGGCUUGUCUUGAGGUUGUUAAACGCUAUCCCGGAUUUCCUUGGAUCUUCAGAAAGAAGAGUUCCGUGACGUCUCAGUUCCGGCUAUGUUGGUCACCCGGGAUACUCAGCUAG